Messenger RNA from Melopsittacus undulatus (budgerigar), 2282 nucleotides. It is a transcript of the gene RMND5A, whose product is annotated as required for meiotic nuclear division 5 homolog A. The coding region runs from base 178 to 1353 and encodes 391 amino acids. Gene Ontology annotation, biological process: proteasome-mediated ubiquitin-dependent protein catabolic process. Lineage: Eukaryota; Metazoa; Chordata; Aves; Psittaciformes; Psittaculidae. The record is from RefSeq and is a predicted model, not a curated record. Gene Ontology annotation, cellular component: GID complex; cytoplasm; nucleus. The transcript is spliced from 9 exons. Gene Ontology annotation, molecular function: ubiquitin protein ligase activity; protein binding.
CCCCGCCUGUCCCCGGCGCUGCCUGCGCACAACUGCGGCCGCCUGGGGUAGACGGGGAAGUUGGGAGCGGGGCCGGGCCGAGCUGGGCCGGUGCUGGCGGAGGGCGGCGAGGGGGGCUCGGUGGCGGUGGAGGAGGAAGAGGAGGAGGAGGAGCAGCGCGGCCCGGUGCCGGCCGCUAUGGACCAGUGCGUGACGGUGGAGCGGGAGCUGGAGAAGGUGCUGCAGAAGUUCUCUGGUUACGGGCAGCUCUGCGAGCGCAGCCUGGAGGAGCUCAUCCAGUACGCGGGAGGGCUGCGGAGAGAGAUCCUGCAGACAGAGAAUCAAGAUGGAGACUUGUCGGGGACAAUUUCACUUGUUAUGACACAGUGUUGUAAAAGAAUAAAAGACACAGUUCAGAAGCUGGCCUCCGACCAUAAAGACAUUCACAGCAGCGUAUCCCGAGUUGGAAAAGCCAUAGAUAAGAACUUUGACUCGGACAUCAGCAGCGUGGGGAUAGAUGGGUGCUGGCAGGCUGACAGCCAGCGGAUCCUCAACGAGGUGAUGGUGGAGCACUUCUUCAGGCAGGGGAUGUUGGAUGUAGCAGAGGAGCUUUGUCAGGAAUCUGGUCUAUCAAUAGAUCAAAGCCAAAAAGAACCAUUUGUGGAGUUAAAUCGAAUAUUGGAAGCAUUAAAAGUCAGAGUUUUGAGACCUGCACUAGAGUGGGCCGUAUCCAACAGAGAAAUGCUCAUGGCACAGAAUAGUUCGUUGGAAUUUAAACUACACAGAUUGUAUUUCAUUAGUUUAUUGAUGGGUGGAACAGCAAAUCAAAGAGAAGCCCUUCAGUAUGCAAAAAACUUCCAGCCAUUCGCCCUAAAUCAUCAGAAAGACAUUCAGGUUUUGAUGGGCAGCCUGGUGUACCUGCGGCAAGGAAUAGAGAACUCUCCCUACGUUCAUCUAUUAGAUGCCAACCAGUGGGCGGACAUCUGUGACAUCUUUACAAGAGAUGCCUGUGCUCUUCUGGGUCUCUCAGUUGAAUCACCUCUCAGUGUUAGUUUUUCAGCAGGUUGUGUAGCAUUACCAGCUCUAAUUAAUAUCAAGGCAGUUAUUGAACAAAGGCAGUGCACUGGUGUUUGGAACCAGAAGGAUGAACUACCGAUUGAAGUGGACCUUGGGAAAAAGUGCUGGUAUCAUUCAAUAUUUGCCUGUCCCAUUCUUCGUCAGCAAACGACAGAUAAUAACCCACCUAUGAAAUUAGUCUGUGGUCAUAUUAUAUCAAGAGAUGCUUUGAAUAAAAUGUUUAAUGGCAGCAAAUUAAAAUGCCCCUAUUGUCCUAUGGAACAGAGCCCUGGAGAUGCCAAACAGAUAUUUUUCUGAAGAGAAGCUUCAUUAUGCAGUUUGUAAGUGACACUCUGGAUUUCAGGUGCAUUUCAGGAGAGUUCAGACACACUCGUUCCCUUUUAUGCAGCAGACUGAGGACUCCUGCGUUUGUAUAAGCUAAUGCUACAGAAACUUUGCCAACAUUUAGUAUAUACAUACCAAGUGGAAAUGCUACAGAAAUAUUAUUACCAUAGGGCUGUACUAUACUCUUGGUCUCCAUACCUGAUCAAGUUACUACACCAGCAGUUGUCAUUCAAUGCAGGUUUUUGUACUUAAUGAUAUGGUGACUUUUUACUUUUUAAAAGCAGAAAUUGAUCCACCCCCAUGUGUUGGCUAUUCCUCCUGCUUUUAUUCUGUCAUUCUAUUGGUAACCGUCACCUUAGGGAAUGUUUGUGGACACAGUUUUCUUUCCUGUAACGUGUAUAUAAUGAAAGGUAAAUACUUCAGCAGAAAAACCCAACCAAGUUUGAUAAAUGGAAUAGUGGUUCUAAAAGUAAUUUGUAUUUUUUUGGCUGACAAAGCUGUGAUAUAUUCUGAGCUUUUUCCUUUCAAACAUUUUUUCAACUUUUACAUAGAAUGCAAAGUAAAUGUGCAUAUAUAUAAAGUAUAUAAAAUCUAUAGCCCCCAGGGGCUACGUGGUAAAAUCCAUCACUAAUUUAUAAGGGUGAUGCGUGGUUAAGUUACUACUGGAGCAGAGAGGGAAUAGGAAAGCCUGUUCCUUGUGGUUUCAUGGUGGAGAAGUGUUUGUGUAAGAGAACAUUCAAUAAACCCUGAAGUGGAAAUGCUUUUAGUCGAUGCCAUUUGCUCUCUGGCCUUUGUAGUCAUGUUCUUUGAACUUUGUAUUCAGGAUUAGGCUAUAAAUGUCAUGUUGCUGUAUAGUUUACUAGUCAUUAGAGUGUACUAUUUAUAAACAGUUAUCAAAACCA